GACUGUCACAUCGUUGCCAUGGCGAAACUCUUUGAGUCAAUUGGAAAAUUGGGAUUGGCCUUGGCCAUUGGAGGAGGUGUAGUUAACUCAGCUCUAUUUAACGCUGUCCGUUCUGUGGGUGGGCAGGAAAAAAAAAUCUAGUAUUUGUACACAGCACUGGCUCUGUAAAUGGGACAAAACAAAGUGGAUCAGACUGAUCCACACAACACUAGUCCAGCCAAUCAGCAACAGGGGGUGGUUCUUGUGCAUGCACAGGAUGGAGGUGGGGCAGAGCGAGAGGAGAAGAGCGAUGGCAAAUCUGGCUGAUGAGAACUUUUGAAACUCCAAGGAGGACAAAUGGCUGAGAAACAGACCAAGAGAAAAAGGUCAGACAAAUAUAAACUAAAAAAGAAGGAUUAUGAUAAGUCGAAGGCUAGGAGCCGCGUCAACAUCGGUGAGGGUUUUCAGCGGUGGUGAGACCUCUGAGAGGUAAAAGGCUUGAAGAUGGAUGCAGAAGUUGCUCUUUUUCUUCUCGAUAGUUGACGCAGGUCACAGGGCUGUCAUCUUCGACCGCUUUCGCGGUGUCCAAGAUGCCAUCGUUGGGGAGGGCACACACUUCCUUAUUCCCUGGGUGCAGAAACCAAUUAUUUUUGACUGCAGGUCCCGUCCACGCAACGUGCCUGUCAUCACUGGUAGCAAAGAUUUACAGAAUGUGAACAUCACCCUGAGAAUUCUGUUCCGGCCAGUUGCUGCACAGCUGCCAAGGAUUUUCACCAGCAUUGGAGAGGACUAUGAUGAGAGAGUGCUGCCCUCCAUCACUACUGAGGUGUUGAAAGCUGUAGUAGCCCGUUUUGAUGCAGGCGAGCUCAUCACUCAGAGAGAGCUGGUGUCUAGGCAGGUCAGUGAGGAUCUGACGGAAAGAGCAUCCACCUUUGGCCUUAUUCUUGAUGACGUCUCCCUGACACAUCUGACGUUUGGCAAGGAGUUCACAGAGGCUGUUGAGAUGAAGCAGGUUGCACAGCAGGACGCAGAGAGAGCCAGAUUUGUCGUUGAAAAGGCCGAGCAACAGAAGCAGGCAACCAUUAUAUCAGCGGAAGGAGACUCCCAGGCUGCUCUGUUGAUUGCUGAUUCUCUGGCAGUGGCUGGUGAUGGUCUGGUGGAGCUGAGAAAGUUGGAGGCAGCUGAGGACAUCGCCUUCCAGCUUAGCCGCUCUCGCAAUGUCACUUACCUCCCAUCUGGACAGGGCACACUCCUGCAGUUACCACAGUGA
This is a messenger RNA of Myxocyprinus asiaticus (Chinese sucker), 1249 nucleotides long. RefSeq names its product prohibitin 1. The transcript has 7 exons. Gene Ontology annotation, cellular component: mitochondrion; membrane. Bases 488 to 1249 code for a protein of 253 amino acids. Lineage: Eukaryota; Metazoa; Chordata; Actinopteri; Cypriniformes; Catostomidae. Gene Ontology annotation, biological process: mitochondrion organization. The record is from RefSeq and is a predicted model, not a curated record.